Molecule: messenger RNA, 1545 nt
Organism: Ostreobium quekettii
Lineage: Eukaryota; Viridiplantae; Chlorophyta; Ulvophyceae; Bryopsidales; Ostreobiaceae
Source: the annotation of a GenBank genome assembly
AUGUCUCACCAGUGCGGGCAGAGGCCGCCGGAGGCGUUCCACGUCCUUGGCAGCAAGGCCCUGAAAGGGGAGGAUGUCGCUUUUGUUGAUGAGUCCAUCGAGACAUCGGCGUGUGUUUGGAAACUCUAUUGCGUAUGCGAUGGCCAUGGGGGUGUUGGAGCUGCGCGGUUUGUCCAGGAGCAGCUGAUAACCAGCUUGAGAAGGCUUCUUCCCCGGGGGCCCCAGCCGGAUCUUGACUCCGCAGAGGGACGGCAGUGGGCAGAGCAGAUUAGCAGCGCCAUUGCUGCUACUUUCGUUGCUCUCGAUGAAGGCUUUGCAGAAUACAGGUGCCCGUCAGGCACAACUGUGUCCUUGGCUCUCCUCAGUGGGUGGCUACUCACUGUUGCCAAUGUGGGCGACUCUGAAGUGUAUCUGGACACUGGGACAUGUGUUGGAGAGAUGGCCUGCUGCCACAAAGUCGAGGACAACAAAAAAGAGCAACAGCGCCUUGCUGUUGCAGGAGUUCGAGUCGCUUCGCUGUCUUCUACGCUGUUGGGCCCGCCCUUGCCUGGGGAGGUUGGUGUCGGGCCCCUGAGGGUGUGGCCUGGGGGAGUUGCAGUGUCGAGAUCAGUGGGCGACUUUGAGUGUGGCAGCCACGUCCUUCCGGUGCCGCAUAUCCGCCAGGUUGUGAUCCCUGACACUGGUGCCCGCUUGCUUCUGGCCUCUGAUGGGCUGUGGGACUACUUCACUGGCCUGCGUGCCUGCAAGGUUGCACGGGGCAGCCCCCUGUCGAAGGUGCCGCAACGGCUGUUCAAGGCACUGAUGUUCCACACCGAUGGGGUCCUCACGGAUGACACCACAAUUCUGGCACUCGACAUUCUACCGCCUGGGAACACUGAUUUUCGACACCUUGCGAAGCAGGUCAGGAAGACAAGCCGCAAGAAGCUACAGUCUUGGAAGGACCUGUUGUCCCUGGUAACAUACCCGCUCCAGGACACGGUGCAAGAGGCACUGUCCUUCUACACAGACAUCGAUGCAUUCACCCACUACCCGCGUAUCACGUCCCGUGGGGUGGCGAUGUACAGGAUGAACAAGGAACGAUAUGCAGCAGCCUGGGGUGUGCCCCGGGUGGUGCACCCCGUGCGCUACGGCAGCAACAUGGUGGACCUCAUGAACGACCUACAGCUUGAGGACGGUGGGAUUGGUUCAGUCGAACCAGAGGGACGCUCAGGGAAGCUGGUGGAUGGGGAUGGCAGGAGGGCCCAGCCUGACGGCCAGAGGGUGGAGUGGCAGCUGGAGAGGGAUGUCAGGAGGCCGCAGUCUGGGGUGUCGCAGUCUGGGGGGCCAGCAGAUGCUCCCGGCCGGAGGAGUCCGUACAGUGUGGCAAGGGACAGGGCGAGGCGCAUUACCACCACCAGAUCCCAACAGAAGAGGACUGUGUCGAAACUGGUUUCUAUGCAGUUCACGAAGUCCUCCAAUGCGUUGUUCCAAGACGACUUGAACAGUGCGAUCCGUGUCGACCCUGUGGGGCAACAGGACCGUGAGGACAUCAUGAUGACGAUGUAG